CAACUGCGUUGCCCAAGAGUAAGAGAAGGACCCUCCACAGAAGAGCUGCUCUUCAGACAGGAGGAGUGUACCUGGCCUGCUGGGAAAAGAGUCCUUGAAAAAAACAAAUGGGAAACAUGGCUACAAGAAAAUUGGGAGGACUGCACGGAUUUGGGGGACCCUUAUCAAGUUGCAAAUUUUAACAGGAUUCUUAGAAGACUAAUUCGAGUUGAAAUCCUCUGGUUAGUGGACAAUUCACUGGUGGACUUAAGUGCCAUAAGAUUGCCAAGAUGCAGGGUUUUAAAUAUGAACAAAAACCAUCUCACAUCUUUCAAACAAUUGCCAAAGAUACCUCAGAUACAGCAUUUAUCCUUGGCCGAAAACCACAUUGAGUCUCUGACUGGGCUUUCAAGUUUAUGGUGCACUCCACUAGAAUCCCUUACGCUCAAGAGGAACCCUUGUGAGUUUCACCAAAAUUACCGGAAACGAGUGUUCUCCUGUUUGCCAAACUUAAAAAUGCUGGACGGAAUCCCGAAGCUACCAGAAGAUUCUUCACCACCAGAAGCCAAUAUUUUUUCAAAAAUGUGUAUUAUAUUAUAAUGCAAUUUGUAUAAAAAGAAAGAAAUCACUAUUGUUUUUAAAAACUCAUAAAUACAGGAGAUACAUACUAAAUAUUGUCA
Molecule: messenger RNA, 659 nt
Organism: Neogale vison (American mink)
Lineage: Eukaryota; Metazoa; Chordata; Mammalia; Carnivora; Mustelidae
Product: acidic leucine-rich nuclear phosphoprotein 32-related protein-like
Exons: 5
Coding region: 286-579 (97 amino acids)
Molecular function (GO): protein binding
Source: RefSeq, a predicted model, not a curated record